Messenger RNA from Owenia fusiformis, 1708 nucleotides. The record is from the annotation of a GenBank genome assembly. Lineage: Eukaryota; Metazoa; Annelida; Polychaeta; Sabellida; Oweniidae.
UCUCAACCUUUUUGGGGGUGGCGUUAAACAUCUGUAACAUGGAAUCUUGAAAAAUGGUAUGUUUAACAAAUGACAGGUGGUAACACUUUGCAUGUUAACCCCUAGAACUGGCCCGGCAAGGUGGUAAUAAUAUGUUUUAUUAUUGGACAAAAUAAACUGACAGUGUUAAUGAUUUAUGCUUUCAGGCAAUAACAACAACCGUUCUACAAUGCUAUAUGAAUUUCUUGACAUCCAUCAUUCUUCAGGUGCAUUCACAACAACAGAGAAUGUAUAUGGAUCAGCAUUGGCAUCAAUGCUCUUGUUAUGGAAGGAUUCUCAAAAGUUUGAGGUCAAGGCUCAUGGUGGUCUACUGAAAUCUGUUGACUUUGGGAAUGCAGGUAUUACAAAGUUGUGUGUAACUGGGGCAGCUGAUUCACUUGUCAAGGUAUGGGAUGUUGACAAAUGCUUUGAAUAUGAGCCCCCAGAGGAAUUACAUAACUACUCAUGUACAGCUCUUGGGAUAAAACCCCAACAGGAUGUAAUUGUAACAGGUGGCGAUAGAGGAGGUGGAAUCUAUGCUGAACUCUGUUCUUGGAAUAGCCGUACAGGAGAUAUGAUUACAUAUUCUAAAGGCUUCAAUGAUAUGCACAGGAGUAUUCAAUAUUGUCCUUGUGGCAGAUUUUGUUGUGUCAGGGUAGGACGUUAUUCUGAUUAUAGUUACAUAGAGGUUUAUGAAGCGUCAACAUUUGUCAAUGCAGGCCAUGGCUUCGAUGUAUGCCAUGAGCAAAUUAAUAGAGUAGCAAUGUCUGAAAUUAAAGGAUACAACCACUAUAUUGCUGGCAGGGGAGAACUAAGCUUUACUCCUGACUGUACUUGGCUCGUAUCUAAUUCACCAAGCAGUCGUCAUGAAAAAUCGUCACGAAAAUUUCCAAUGAACAUGCGUGACAUAUACGGGAUUCGCGUGACAAAUCCGAACAAAUUGCGUUCGUUUUUUUCCGACGUUCGUAUUUUUACCGUAUCAUAAACAUAUUUUGAAAAAAAUUUUACAGAAACAUAUUUGCGUGACAAUUACCAGGUAAAAUGCGUAUUUGCGUGACAUUUUGUGUCACGCAAAAAAAACUGGCGUGACUUCAAAUUCUUCAGCAAAUGCGUGACAAAUACGCAAAUUGCGGGACAGUUGACAGGCCUGCAUCUAUUCAGCAUCUGAGAUCAGCAAAAGAAAUGGUGACAAGUCAAAGAUAGCGCUUGGAUCACAUAAUGGAGAUACAAUGGGUGGCCACUUCUCUGAUUCUGGUCGUUACCUCAUAACAUGUUAUCGCAUCCUACGACCCCUUUAGAUUGUGGUCGUAGGCCCGAUUCAUUAGUAAGCCUGUGUUUCUACAAUGUCGGAGAAUGAACUAUGCAUUGCACACAUAAAUGACCUACCUCGAUACAUUCCUGAGUAUUUUAGAAUUCUUUUCAUAUAGUUGAAUCGCAAAUUGUAUGGGUUUAUCGGCAGAACGAAGAUAUUUUCGUUUUUGAUAGCAAUAUUUGCGUGUAGGUUCAACCGUCAAAUUCCUCCAUUCAGUUCCCGGCAUGCACCAGUCAUAAGGGAAAUCCCUGGGGAAUUCCCCUUCCGACAUUUUGAAAAUUGCUGAGAUAUUUCCGAUGUAAAAACUAAAAUCUCUUCGUUCUGACGAUAAACCCAUACAAUUGGCGAUCUAACAACAUAAAAAGAAUUUUAAAAUAC